CGGGACGCCCAUGCGCAAUGUGGAGUCGCCACAGCAACGAGAAAGAGGAAGAGAAGAGCUUGUUGAUCCCUGGGAGGACGUCCCGAGAGGAAGACGUCCACCUUGAUGUCGGCUCUGCUGUGUCGCCUGGUGUCCGGUCUGUCCGGGACGUGGCUGCUGUUUCCACGCAAGCCGCUGGCGUGGUCGUCUAUUUCCAGCGCCGGGAAAAAAGUCUGUCUGAACCUCCCGGUCGUCAACGAAGACGAGCUGGAGGAGCAGUUUGUAAGGGGCCACGGUCCUGGGGGACAGGCUACCAAUAAAACCAGUAACUGCGUGGUGCUGAAGCACGUCCCGUCUGGUAUCGUGGUGAAGUGUCACCAGACCCGGUCGGUAGAGGUCAACAGAAAGCGAGCUCGCGAGAUCCUGCAGGAGAAGCUCGACGUCUUCUACAGAGGAGCAGACGGGGAGGUCCUGCAGCAGAAGAAGGAGACCGAGCGGAAGAAGCAGGAGAAAAGGAGGAAGGCAAAGGACACUUUGGAAAAGAAGAAACAGUUCAAGGAAAGUCUACUGACAGACUUAAAAGGAGAAGAGACUGGGACAUGAUUUCAGUGACAUUUGAAGACUUAACUCUGUGAUGCAGUUCAGUGCCUCUUUCCAAGUGUUUUAUUUUCUUGCUUGAUAAAUUAAAUGGAUUUUUUUCUCUUAAA
Molecule: messenger RNA, 686 nt
Organism: Lepisosteus oculatus (spotted gar)
Lineage: Eukaryota; Metazoa; Chordata; Actinopteri; Semionotiformes; Lepisosteidae
Gene: mtrfr
Product: mitochondrial translation release factor in rescue
Biological process (GO): translational termination
Cellular component (GO): mitochondrion
Molecular function (GO): translation release factor activity
Source: RefSeq, a predicted model, not a curated record